Vigna umbellata (rice bean) is the source of this 2471-nucleotide messenger RNA. The record is from RefSeq and is a predicted model, not a curated record. Lineage: Eukaryota; Viridiplantae; Streptophyta; Magnoliopsida; Fabales; Fabaceae.
AAAAAUCUUAAUGAAAAAAGAAGAAAGAAAGAGGAAAAAGGGGCGAAAGAAGAAAAGCUUUAAAUAAAAACCUGAGCGAUGGAUCACGCUUUCAGGCAUAGAUACACAUAGAUUGACAGCUCAUCACCUCACCCCAGAGUGGACACAACUUUUGGUGUUUCCUCUUCGGCAGAAGAAGAUUUAUUUUUUCGUUCAUCAGCAAAACCAGAAGAACAAAAUAGAGAGGGCACUGCUCAAGGUUGCUGCAAUGAAGGGUGGUGCUAAGAAAAAGGCCACGGCGGAUGCUCCGGCCGAGGUGGUGGAGCCUUCUGGUGCUGCGGAUUCGGGAAGUGGAGAGGGUGGAAGUGACAAAGUUCAAAGCUUUGAGGGGAACGAGGGUACCCAGUUGCGGAACGGUGAGGAUGAGGAACCCCAGGUGGAGGAUUCUGAAGGGGAGGGUGAGGAAGGAGAAGGGGAGGGGGAACAAGAGUAUGGUGUGGAGGGAGAUGAAGAAGAGGAAAAUGCUGGUGGUGCUUUUCCAGGGGCUCAAGGUGUUGUUCUUGCUGAGAAUUUUUAUGAAGUUGAAGCUAUACGUCGUAAGAGGGUGCGCAAGGGUCAAGUGCAAUACUUUAUCAAGUGGAAUGGGUGGCCUGAGACAGCCAACACUUGGGAGCCACCAGAAAAUCUAGUUUCUGUUCCUGAUGUUGUUGAAGCUUUUGAGGAGAGCUUGAAGUCAGGAAGACACAGGAAGCGCAAACGCAAGCACGUGGUGCAUCAUACUCAACCCAAGAAGAGGCUGGAGCGUUCUACCACUCCAUACAGUCUUCGACGCUUUUCCAGUACUGUUGGAAACCAUUCACAGUCUGCUCUUCCUGUUCUUAGUGAUGCUAGCCUUCCUGUUAUUCCUGCCUUUCCGCAGACUGUUCUUUUUGCUGAUGAACUGGGAAAUGGUGCUGGCAGCAAUCUUGAAAGUGCCACACCUGUUAUUGUUAACAAAUCUCCAAUUGUUUUAGAACAAAAUGUUGAAAGGAAUGAGGAAAAUGAUUAUGAUCCUAAGCUUAGUGAGCUUAAAGCCUCUUCUGCCAGUGGGAAUGACGCCGACAGGCUUGCAAUACGAAUUCCAGAGGCAAUGCCUUCUGGUCCUGGGUUUGCUGGCAAUAAUGGUCAAACAGCUGCUAAACCAAAGGUGGUUCGCAUGGAAACAAGUGAAAGUGGUCGCUGCCGAGGAGCCAAAAGGAGAAAAUCUGGUUCUGUAAAGAGGUUCAACAAAGAGUUAUAUGCUGGUGAGCCUGCCAAUACACAAAACCCAAUUGGAGCAGCUGUUGGUACAGAUGAGUCAGCACUACUAUCACGGAAUGCUGGUAGUGGUGGUAAUCAUGCCAGACCUGCUAGCAAUAUUGUAAAGAUUAUAAAACCAAUAGGCUAUUCAGCUUCCGUAGCCAGCGGAGCGCAGGAUGUUUUGGUAACCUUUGUGGCUUCAAACUGGUCGGUUCAGGAAAGGAGAAGUGUUAAUUUUGGUUGCAAUUGUGUACUCUUCGAUAAUGAUUAUUUUCAGUUAAUGAAAAAACAGUAGUACCUUUCUCUUACAAUUUAUAGAGACAGUUGAUCAAGCUUCUAGUAAUAAAUGAGGCCAGUCACAGAUAUUUCCAAUAUCGUUUUGACUUAUUGAAGCUUAUUUUAUUUUUUUAUAUUUCACUACAAGCAGUUUAAGCUUGAAUUUUAUUGUGCUGAGUAUAGUGUUUUUCUAUUCUUUGGUUGAUAAAGGAUUCGGUGUGGAAUAUUUGAUAGAAAGGGGGGAAUUGAUGUACUUGAGAAGCUAAGAUGUCCACAAUUCCUUUGUUAGUACCAAUACAAUUUUAGCCAAUGUUGACAAAUGCUAAAACAUAUAUACUAAACAAAAUACUUACCUUUAAAUUUUGUGGUUCUUCAAUUAGACCUUGAUUGUCUUUUAGAAGGCCCUACCUGAUGACUAGACCCAAUAGUGCUCUCAUUGGGGUCCCAAUGGGAAGGAAGAAAGGCAAACGGGAGAGGAAGUGCCACUCACACACACGUAAAUUAGGUGCCUAAGCUAAACUUAUCUGGCUUGGCAGGACCAUCCCACAUGACUUGUAUUGUAGUCAACUUGACUGAGAGUUAUUUGGUUAAGGAAAUAAAUAAACUAGCCUCAAGAGAGGGUUGAGGCAUUGCUUCUAUCGACCACCUUUCAUAAUGUUCUAGGAAGCAUGCAACCUUGGAGUGGAACAAUCUUUCAGCAAAUCAUCAUUGAUAGGGAAAUGAGUCAAGUAAAGAAGUAACAAAGAAUGAUUACGGUUCUUGGUAAAGAGAAGAAACAAGUGUAGCAAUAAUAUCAUAUCAAAAGCUAAAUCAUCGGCGUUUGGGCGAAUGGGUAUGAGAGAAAAAGGUUUUGGAGUUCAUAUUUUGAGACAAAAUAAUAAAUUGAAAGAGGUACCCUUGGAAAAAGGACAUGGUGUCAUGUGUAAGUGUCAUUUGUU